AUGGCUGAUGUUCCCUGCACCAGAGGAAUGAAGAGAAGGUUGGCCGUGCAGGUGGAGACUGCAGAGCCCCUCUCCAAGUCCCCCAGGUCCCAGCACACCUCUCUCCUCAUCCUGGAGGUCCCGGCUGUGUUGAACACCAGCUCCCCGGUGUGGGACGCCAUCUGGUCCAAGCAGGCGGACCUCACCUGGUCCGUCAGUCCCUACAGCGUCAGCGUCCAUCUGACCCCUACGGACGCCGGACAAAAGAGCAGCACGACCUCGGGGAACGCAGAGAGCACCACCGACGUGGCACAGACCUCAGAGUUCUCCUGUGGCAUCUGCAGCAACCUGCGGUCACAGAUUCAGAGUUGGGGUAUGUCCCAGGACACCUCCUAUGUCCUGCUCUCCCCUCAAAACAGCAAGACGCUGACCUGUUCUUGCCUUGAGCAAGAAAUGCCUCCAGAUCCCACCUCAGCGUCCUCCCUCAUGGUCUCCCUGCCUCUUGCCUUCCUUCAACCCCAGCUGUACAUGAAUACCAGCAUGGAGAUCCCGUCCACCAGCCUGUCACCUAUGCCCCCCCCCAGCGAGCUGCAGGUCACCCCCUCGGGGUACCGCACAAAGAGCUCCUCAUCCAUCCACAUCUGUGACAAAUUCCUUUUGGGCUUUUGUAACUCGGGAAUAAAUUGUCGGAUGCACCACACCCCGUACCCGUUCCACUGGCAGCUGUGGUCCAUAUCCCUCCACCAGUGGGUCGACGUGCCCCUCCACUCUCAGGUCCACCUGGAAAGGAUGUACUGCGACCCAGACAAAGAGUUUGUUUACCUAAACGACGGCCGAGUGCGUUUCGCUCUCGACUUUGAAACAAUGGAGUUGAAUGACCUUAACUACUACGACUCGAUUAGACGCCUGGACAACUCAGACUGUGAACGCAGGAAUCCUUUCUUCCCUAGCAAAUGGAAAAUCUACUGGUGGAAUGACACCAAGUAUGAAGAGUACAAAAAGAAUCAGUCUGACAUGCUGCUGAAGAAGAUGAGUGACAAGGAGCCAUCGUGUUCCUUCUAUAUCGACGAGCAGGAGUACACUGUGGACUUCACCACCAUGACCCAGACCAACGUCAGCACCAACUUCAAGAGAGAUGUUACCUGCAGACCCGUGUACCGCUCGCCUCGCUCCAUGCAGCAUCACCUGAAGACAGGAAUCCCGCUGGAUUAUUACCUACCUGAAUGUGAUCCUAGAUGGUCCAACUUCAGCGUGGAUCCUCUGGAGGAGUUCAGCUCCUGGUACCCUCCGGUGUGGCUUCGUCAGAGCCCAGAGCGGGAGUUCUGCCUCGUGGACGUUCCGUUAGGAUCACGGGUUUACCGGAUAGUCCAAGACCUCUUCCACGAGGGCCUGCCUGAGACCAAGAUGGACGUAGUCAACAUCCAGCAGGUCCAGAACCGGUUCCACUGGGAUAAGUACCAAAGGCAGAAAGCACACAUGCAGCACAAGCACACGCAGCGGGCCAACUCCCAGAAGACCCUGGAGAGGCAUCUUUUCCACGGGACCACCAUGGAGGCCGUGGAGAGCAUCUGCCGCCACAACUUUGACCCCCGAUUGGCCGGCGUCAACGGAAACUCCCACGGCUUCGGCUCUUACUUCGCCACCACCGCCUGCACCUCCCACUACUACACGGACCGGCCGGCGGACGACGAGAACCGCCACAUGUUCCUGGCCAAAGUCCUGGUGGGAAAGGUGAGCUUGGGCAGGCAGCAUUACCGCCGACCACCGCCGAUCAGCUGUAACAUUCAGCCCCCCGUCUUCUACGACGCCUGCGCCGACAGCAAGGAGAAGCCCAGCCUAUUUGUGGUCUUCGACAGCUGCCAGUGCUACCCGUACUACCUCAUCAGCUACAGAGAGCUGCCUAUCGAUAUUAAAAUUCAGCAUGUUCAGGGAGUGCAGACGAGCGUGAAGCAGGCGAGUUAGUCGCUCCAAGUUCAGCAAUUCAUGAUGUUCAGUUGAUAGUGAAAACGAGUAAAUGUUCAGCUUGUUCACAUUAAGUUACAACUUUAUGGAUUAUGUGCAAUGAAGUUCCACAUUUGUAGUAAGAAGAAGAAGAAAAUGCAUUUGAAACUGUU
This is a messenger RNA of Cololabis saira (Pacific saury), 2093 nucleotides long. RefSeq names its product protein mono-ADP-ribosyltransferase TIPARP-like. Gene Ontology annotation, molecular function: metal ion binding; NAD+ poly-ADP-ribosyltransferase activity. The transcript is spliced from 5 exons. The record is from RefSeq and is a predicted model, not a curated record. The coding region runs from base 1 to 1941 and encodes 646 amino acids. Lineage: Eukaryota; Metazoa; Chordata; Actinopteri; Beloniformes; Belonidae.